Molecule: messenger RNA, 5094 nt
Organism: Biomphalaria glabrata
Lineage: Eukaryota; Metazoa; Mollusca; Gastropoda; Planorbidae
Exons: 23
Coding region: 165-3101 (978 amino acids)
Molecular function (GO): calcium ion binding
Source: RefSeq, a predicted model, not a curated record
UCGCUAAGCAGUUUGUUUAUGCCUGGUCAGAGAUCCGUUUUAGAUUUUCUAGAUAUAAAAUAACUCUAGAUUUAUUCUUUAUAGAUCUCAAAGACUAGAUCUAUAUCAAAUUACCCAAUUCGGAUCUAGAUCUAUUGUUAGACUAGGUCGACGUCUAGGCCAUAAUGGCAAGCUCAGUGUCAAGACCUAGGACAGCAUCUCUGAAGUGGAGCAGACCCCAAUCAGUUCCCCAUGUUACUGUGGUUGGCCAGCAUUCUCUUGAUCAAGAUAUGUUCAUCACAGGAAUGCCAAUUCCUAUUCUCAAUCAAGACACACCCAGAAAUUUAAAUUGGCCACUGGCUCAACCAUCAAGAAAACCUUAUGAAUGUAAAUCUACAGCCUGGAGGAGUGAUAUUGAGCUGGUUGAACAAGUCUGUGACAAAAUAACACCAGAUUUAGCUGCUUUCAAAGAAAUGUUUAAGUUUAGAGAUCCCUAUGGCAACUCCAUUGUAACCAGGGAAGGUCUUUUCUUAAUUAUAAAAUCCCUGGUUGGUCAUGUCAGUAGAGAUCAGUAUGACUCUUUCUUAAAAAGCAUCAACCUGCACUGGAGAUCUUGGAUAAGUUUUGAUGAAUUUGUAUUUCAUCUUCAAGACAAACUGCAAACCACAAACGGAAGCACCAUCUGGCAGUCAAAAGAUAAUAAGGAGGAUAAGAACCUUGUUGUUCAGGUGUGGUCACCAUUUUCUGAUGUACCAAAAGGAUUAGUUACUUUAUAUAAGAAAUUACAAACAGGUGAAAUUAAUAUUAUGAGUCUCUUACCUGUUUCCUGCUUUCAAGAAGGUCAAAUUUUUCAACACCAAUUAAAAAAUGCUCUAAGAUCAGCCAAUGUCAUUUUGUCGGAUAAGGAUUUGAAAGAGCUAUGGAAAAAGCUAGAGCCAGAUAAAUAUGGGGCAGUCUUGAGUCAAAAAUUGUUCGCAAUGUUUGACCUUAACAAUAAAGGACUGCCCAAAUUUGACCAAAACUUUGAUCAUAGUCGUCUGUCUAAAUCUGGUCAAAAUAAACUCCAGCAUUCACAUUCACUAGAUAAUAUUUAUGGGAGUCUGUUGGAGGAUCGCCAAGGAAAAACAAGGCUAGAGACAACCUCUACAAACAAACACAGCUCUUCUGUGACUGUUUCAAAGGUUGAUACUGUUGAACUGCAUGACAACGAAGUGGAGGUACUCGGCAGAUACGAUACUCGAAGCACCAAUAGUGUGAAACAGAAGUUGACUCAGGUAACGACCACUACUAAUGAGGUGAAGACAACAACAGAAACAACCACCACAACCUGUGAUGGGGGAGAUAAUUCUCAGUUGUCCCCCUAUGUGCUAAAGUUGUUGCAGGCAAAAAAGUCGCCUCCACAAUUUAAUGAUGUUGUUGACAACUUGCACUAUAAGUUUGAAGAAACUUACAGAAACCUUGAAGCUGCAUUCAAACUAUUUGACUUUAUGAAUGAUGGGUACAUUGCCAGGAUUGACUUCAGACGUGUCCUUAAAGAGUUCGGUUUCGACAUCAAUGCCAUUGAGCUUGACACAUUCUUAAAGAGGGCCGGAAUUGGCGUUGUUCAAGGACUCAUCAACUACAAACAAUUUCUGGCCAAAUAUCAAUCUAAAGGAGAUCUGAGUUUGUUGGCAAAACUCACGCAACAAGUCAAUGACAGAAAAUACAUUGAGACUGAGGAAAUACUGAAAGCAGAACAGAAAGGACAAAAUGUCUCCAAAAUGUUUCACUUUGAUUACAUCAAGCUUCAUGAGCUUCUGAAGCAGAAAGACAAAAACAACUCUGGCAUUAUACCUUUACAAGAGCUGAGAUGGGCUGUGAACAGUGUGUUAGGAAUCCUGAUGACAGAUGAUCAGUUCAACAAGUUACUACAAAAGGUAGACAAAGAGGCAGUGGUCAAUAACUCUCAAGUAAAUUAUGAAACAUUCUUGGAUCUUUUCAAGUCACAGCCAGGCGUAUGGAACCAGCACAAGAAUGGUCCUUUUGUUAGACAAAAGUAUCUUCUAGGGGAAAUAACUCCACCAACACCCGUGUUAAGCUUGGUUGAGAAAUCAAAAACAUGGAUGGCACCUAGUGCAGAGAAAAAGAUUGCUGGGCAUUCUAAGCUUUUGGAGAUUCAUCAAAAACUUUCAAAGCUUUUCACUGACAGAUUUCAUAUUUUCGAUAAAAACUUUCAAGACAUGGAUAGAAAAAAAAGUGGCUACAUGACUAAAUGGCAACUUGGUGCACUUCUGAAACUGUCUGGUAUAACAUUGUCUGUCAAAGAUUUGGAUGUGCUUUGGGCUUCUCUAAACACAGCAGCUGAUGACACACUGAGUUAUGCAGUUCUAGUGAAAUCCUUUGUGUUGAAAAACCAACCCAGUGCAUCUCAGAAAGGUAGACCAACAACUUCAAAGCCAUCAGCAAAGGCCACAGUUGGCAGUAAGAGGAAGACAACCCCUGCUAAUAUGUCUCUGAGCCAGACACAAGCUGCUACUGACAGUAUCAAGGAUAAAAGAUCUGCAGAGCUUAUCAGAAAAAUCAAAGAUGAUGUCAUGUCAAGAUGGGAUGUACUUAUGUCAAUAUUUCUAAACAAAGACUUAAAUGGAUAUUCCUCAAUAUCUGUGGAUGAAAUGAAGGACAUUUGUUCCAAGAUGAAGUUUUCCCUGACAUCGUCAGAGGUCUCUGAUCUUUGUGCUAUGUUUGACAUCCAAAGCAAUGGCUGGUUCCAUUACCUAGCCUUCCUUCAUGCAGUCAAGAAACAGUGCGGUGAAUCCAACAUAAGUCCUUGUGUUUUCAACAUCUGUACAAAACACCUUCAUCGAAAGGCAGGACCAACUUCCAUGGCAAUAACCAUUUAUGAUUUCCUGUCAGAGCUAAAAUUCAUGCUUCUUUCAAAGUUUAAAACUCUGAGAGGCUCCUUUAAAUUCUUUGACCUGAACCAUAAUGGAUUCAUUGAAGAAAGUGAAUUGAAGAAAUCCCUGGUGAUGUUAGGCUAUCAUUUGUCUGAUCAAGACUUCCUGGAUAUUUUCCAAGUUUUUGAUUGCAGCCAAAGUCACUGUAUAUCCUUUGAAGACUUUAAAAAAACCUUGUUAACUCUUUAAUGCAAAUAUUUUGAAGAGAUACGUAGCAAAUAAUUCUUUAUACAAUAAGUUGUUAACUCAACGUUUUCUCAUUAGCAAUAAUCAACAUUUUUUUUAUAACAGAUUUUUAUUGCAAAUAGAAUGUCCAGUUGUGCUUAAAUUAUGCAUGUCUCUAUCUUAUUUUAUUUUUAUAUAUUUUUGUUGCAAUUGCAACAUGUUUCUAAUAUAUUGUUUACUGAUUAAACACUUAGGAUAUGAACAAAAAAGAUAGGAUUCUUUUUUUUUUUUUAAUAUUUCACUAUCAUGUGGUUCCAUAAUACAAAAAAUUGGUAGUAAAAUAAAGACAUGACUCCCUUAUUAAAACCUCUACAUGAAAAUAGAUGUGACAAAAUCAGAGACUGAUGAGUUCCUUUUAAUAUUUAAUGGUGAAAAAGUGAAUUCAGAGGUCACCAAAAAUAUUGGGUUGCGGAGUAUACAAAAUGACAAUCUAAGUAGGGUUAUUAUUAUUGUUAUAUACCAUUUUACUAUUUCAAGACUACUUUAGUACAUCAAAGUAAGGGUGAAGCUUAUACUUGAAGUCACAGACCCAUAUCUUGACUGCAUUUACAUCAAUCUACCCUUUUAUUUUAAACCAGAAAAUGAUACGAUUUUCAUAUUAUAAAUGUGGAAUGUGUGGCUGAGUGGCACAAACUGCUUAGCUUGCUAACUUAAUCUAGACAGGAAUUUAAUUCAAUUUGACUCAAGCUAUUAGGCUAUGUUUGUUGAAUACCUAAGGCAGCACUAAAAAACUAAAAAAUCCCCACCUUUCAAGUCUACAAAAGAUUUGACAAAAACACUCUGAGCUUGUUAUAGAAGCUUGUAAGACAAAAGCAAAAUUUUCAGAUAUUUGGCUACAAAACUUUCUCAAAGCAAGUAUGAGUUCAAUCAAAAUGUAAAAAGUCAACAAUUGUUUUUGCUUUAACAAUCAAACACACAAUUUGUACUACCUCUAGAUUUAUGCACUAAUGUCUCUUCAAAUUUCUUUGCAAUGAUUUGUUUUUGAAUGCUAAAUUGUACUUCAUAAUUGUUGCCAAUAGAUGUUGUUUUUAUAACAUCCAGGUAUUUGUUAUAUGAAUUAUAAAUCAUUGUAAUACAUGCAUGUGUUCAACAUGUGUGGCCCACUGGCUGUGAUAUAUUUGAUUAAUGAUAAAGAACCAUUAUAGAAUAAAGUUGUGUUUAAUGUAAUUUUUUUAUUUCAAUAUUUUUCAGAUGUUUAUUUAUUAUGUGUAUGCAAUUUCACUACCAUAAAAUGUGGGGUAAAUCAUUUUCAAUUUAUGAUUUAAGCCAAAAAUAUGAUUUGUAAAUAAUUUAUACUAGAUAUUUUGUUUUUUUUAAUUCAACCAAAGUAACUAAUUUAUAUACUUGGUGUUAUACAAUGUUUACUGUAAGCACGCAUACAUUUUGACAUUUUGAAUUAAUUGUUUCAGUUGUAAAAAAAAAUUUUUGCAAAAAAUAUAUUUGUUUAAUAUCACUGUAGUUAAUUAUUAUUUCAAAAUUUUGAAACUUGAUUUGUACUUCAGUUUUCUUAAUGAAAAUGUUUCUAAAAGAUAUUGUGAUAUUCUAUUUUACAUUUUUAUGCUACAUUUUAAUUUUGUAUGGGAUAAUUUCUCAGCGGAUGUAGGACCAAUUUAUAAACAAAUUAUUGUUGGUAAAAAUAAAAUGUAUAAAACUUACUUUAAAUUUUUUAGCCAGAUCCAAACUUUUGUGGUGGAAUGUGUGGCAGAAGGCUUUGCUGACUUUAAAUAAUCUCAUUAAGAUUGGAUUUCCUAGAGUACAAUUGCUUUACCAUAGAAAAGCUAAGCCAAACGUGAGAUGGACAUCUUAAUUAUAUGUUGUAUAUAUAUAUAUGUAUUUAUUAUUAUUAUUGUAUUUUGUUCUGUUAUUUACAGUAUCACAUGGUAUACCCAGAAUUAUAUUUUAGUUGUAGAGCUUAUUUAAUAAGUGUCAUAAUAAAAGGUCUAAAUAUUUUUUCUAA